Messenger RNA from Sphaeramia orbicularis (orbiculate cardinalfish), 7972 nucleotides. It is a transcript of the gene irs4b, whose product is annotated as insulin receptor substrate 4b. The record is from RefSeq and is a predicted model, not a curated record. The transcript is spliced from 2 exons. Gene Ontology annotation, cellular component: cytosol; plasma membrane. Bases 335 to 4501 code for a protein of 1388 amino acids. NCBI's taxonomy places the organism in Eukaryota, Metazoa, Chordata, Actinopteri, Kurtiformes, Apogonidae. Gene Ontology annotation, biological process: insulin receptor signaling pathway. Gene Ontology annotation, molecular function: insulin receptor binding; phosphatidylinositol 3-kinase binding.
GAUGUGUACAGGAGCUGAAGAGAACGGAUUGCUAACCGAGCUAGCCGGAUCCUCCCGAUUAUAGAAACACGGCUGAACGUGGUCAUGUUGCGCACGGUAGGCUUCAUUUCUUAAAAAGCCCGCCUUGGAAAACUUGUCUUGCUGCUAAAAGGGCAAAGGAACGGGUUUUUUGACGGAAUAUCAAAGCCGGUCUGUGAGGAUUGCAAAUCUGAGCCGUGCGAGUCAACGUUAGCUGGCCUAGCCGGACUCGGGAGCUGCUCUCCCAAAACAAGAAUGGGGUCUAGGUCCACUCGGAUUAGCUUGCUAGUAAAGUGACCUUUGAUUGUAUUCGCUGAUGGCAAAUUUCACGAAUUACCAAGAAGGAAAGGCAGCGAUGUUGAUGCUGGAGACGCAGCAGAGGGACGUGGGGACAAAAUCUGCGGCAGCCACCGCAAACGGAGACGGGUCGGUCGGGGAACCCCCUUCCCCGUUAAUUAAUAUCGGCGGUGGCGGAGGCUCUCGUUUUCAUCAACAUUUGCCGCCCUCCAACCACCUCCACCAUCACCACCUAAGCCACCACCACCCGCCAAAAGAUCCCCAGCAGCACCAUCACCACCAGCUGGCUCCACAGCAACAGCAGCAGCAUCUUUCCGGAGAAAACAUCGCAGAGUCUCCGGGCAGGAAAGCCUCCUCCUCCUCGUCUCUCAGCCAGGUACACACCGCCGAGGACCCCGCCGCUUCUUCCGCCGCUAGCAGCAGCAGCCAUGUAUAUGCAUCUGUGAACGUCGCAAAUACCUCAGACGUUGUGGAUGAUAUUCGGAAAUGUGGUUAUUUACGGAAACAAAAACAUGGACACAAGAGGUUUUUUGUACUGCGGGCUGCCAGCCACCUCGGUCCGAGCCGCCUGGAGUACUACGACAGCGAGAAGAAAUUCAGGAACAGCCUGCGCUCUGCUGCCGCGGCCGCAGCCAGCGGCGGAGCGGUCGCCCCUUCCUCCCCAAAAAGGGUUAUUUACCUCUACCAGUGUUUCACGGUAAACAAAAGGGCGGAUUCCAAAAACAAGCACCUCAUUGCCCUUUAUACUAAGGACGAAUACUUUGCCAUUGUGGCUGAAAACGAGCAGGAGCAAGAGGACUGGUACGUAGCUGUCAGUGAGCAGAUGAAUGAGGGCAAAAAAGGGCACUUGGAUUCUGAUGAUUUAGAUGAUGGAUAUGGUACAGUCACUCCUGGUACUGUGUUCAAAGAGGUGUGGCAAGUUCAUGUGAAACCGAAGGGACUGGGUCAAACUAAAAACCUCACUGGUGUUUACCGGCUAUGCCUCUCAACUAAAACCAUUCACCUCGUUAAAUUGAACUCUGAAACCCCCUGUGUUAACCUUCAGCUGAUGAAUAUAAGGCGCUGUGGACAUUCAGAAAGCUUCUUUUUCAUUGAGGUGGGCCGCUCCUCCUCCAUCGGGCCUGGGGAGAUAUGGAUGCAGGUGGAUGAUUCUGUUGUGGCGCAAAAUAUGCAUGAGACCAUCUUGGAGACGAUGAAAGCCCUGAAAGCUUUUGCUGAGUUCCGGCCCAGGAGCAAGAGCCAGUCAUCAGGCUCCAACCCGAUGCCAUUCAUCACAACACGGCGCCACCUGGGCAACCUGCCACCGAGCCAGACCGGGCUGCAGCGGCGGUCGAGGACAGAAUCCGUUGUCGGAACGCCACCAUCAAGUAAGAGCUCUGGGGCCAGCGGUUAUCGCUUCCGUACAUCCAGUGAAGGGGAGGGGACGAUGAACAGGCCGUUUCGCUCUGCCACUGGAAGUUUAGUUCACCUUAACUCAGCACGAGCCCAUCAUGGUCGUCAGGAGGGCAGUGCUAGCAGCAGUGGGAGUGGCGUCACCACAGGAAAUGCUGGUACAAGCACUGGUAGUGGACGGUAUGUCAGAGCCAUUCCAGGGACAUCAUCCACCUAUCAUGCCCGCUCUGCAUCCCUUCCUGUCUCCCACUUUCCCUCCACCACCAGUCCUGUGAGUGUCUCCUCCAGCAGCGGCCACGGCUCUGUCUCUGACACUCUCACCCGCCCAUCAAGCGCCUCAAUAUGCGGCUCUCCAUCUGAUGGUGGCUUUAACUCUUCAGAUGAGUACGGCUCCAGUCCUGGUGAUUUCCGGUACUUCCGGGUGCGGAGUAACACACCUGACUCUCUUGGCAACACCCCACCAAUUAGAGAGGAGAACUGUCUCAAUGAUUACAUGGCAAUGGGCUGGAACAGGGAGGUGUUUGGCACCAGUGCAGGCUCUGGAAACAACAGUGGUGGUGAUACACCACGGGAUGAAAGCACGUCAACAACAGAGGAUGAACGCUUUUCCUCAUCUUCCCUGAGGAGGAGGACACACUCUUUCUCCAGACCCACAGGUGGAGCAACGGGUGGCUCUGGGGUGGCAGUUUAUCAAAAAAUGACCCAAACCAACUUCUCUUUGGAUGAGGGUUCAGAUGUGGUUUUACCAUUUGGCAGUGGGCUGCUUCGUGGUGGGCCUUCCUCUUCCUCCUCAUCGCUCCGCUCUGACUACAGCUCGUGCUCUGAGCAUAGCCAACAAAGCCGUCCCUCCACACUCUCUCGGACGGAGGCUGGCAGUGAACGCCCUCCACUUUCCUCCUCUUCUGCCAAGGAAGACAGUGGCUACAUGCCCAUGAUGUGUGGUGUGGCUGCGUCACCCCGGGACACUCCUCCUGACUACAUGCCUAUGCAACCCAGCUCUUACCCCCAUCAUGUCUCCCAUUCCCCUCAAUUUCACAGUCCAGCUUUAGGUCCCCGUUUAGCCCACCAUCACCCUCAGCUCCAGUCUCAAUCCUCCACAGACUCUCACGGCUACAUGAUGAUGCUCCCAGGGGGGAGUGGCAGCUCCCCAUCACCAGUCCAAGCCUCUCCAAGCCCUCACAGUAGUUCAAGCAUGGGCGGUGCAAGUGGAGGUGACAGCCUAGUAGAAAGACCUGAGAAUGGGGAAUAUAUGGACAUGUCAUACAGCAGUAGUGGGGGUCGCAAGCUGUCAAAUGAUGGGAGCAGUGGGUGUUAUACACCUGGCACACCUGAGAGCACCCCAAAGUCUUAUAGCCCUUAUUUCUCCCUCCCUCGCUCCUAUAAAGCCCCCACCAGAGAUAGGGAUGACAAAGAGUAUGGUGAGUACGUACCCAUGAGUUCUCCUGCCAAGCCUGUCUACUCAUCAGUUGCCACAGCUUCACUAUCAACACCAGAGAAGAGGGGUGGGGGCGGUAGUAGCACCUCCACCCCCUCUCACCCACCCCCACCUUAUGGGGCUCACCAUACAACUGCAGCAAUGGCAGACCGGCGUGUUGUCAGGCCAAACCGCCUCCCGUUAGGCAGGAGGAGUUUCCAUGGUCCACUGCGGGUUAGUGAGCCCUCCACAGUGUCUGCAGGCACCUCCACCUCAGUCCCUGCUACCGGUAGCUCUGAAGGGCCCUCCAGUCCAGGAGAGUAUAUUAACAUAGAGUUUGGUGAUCACUUUCCACAUCAACAGCAGCCCCCUGCCUACCCCUAUUCAGCCCAAGAUGAAGCGCCUUCCUUGGAAUCCAGCGACCUCCGUAGCUCCCCUUCUCAGCCCCAUACUCACCAGGACUACAUGAGUGUGGAGGUUGCAGCAGACCAACAGGACAGUGCUGGAUGUUUAAGUAAGAACCAAUCACCCAGACCAAGCCUUGUUGCUCCCUGGAACCCACCUAGCUAUAUUCGACCCCUGGCUAGCAAUCCUGGGACAAUGGCCUCCCCUGGAGUCCCUGCUGGAGGUCACUGGAGGGCAAUUGGGGAUGACUACACAGACAUGACCUUUAACCUCAGCAGAGAGAGGACACAAACAAGCCCUACAGCCAUGCUGCAGCAUCUCUGUGUAUUAGAGGGGCAUUAUGGCCAUGCUCCCUCCACCUCCUCCUCAUCCAUUUCUCCCACUCUUCCUCCAUCCAGCCCGGGUAGGGUCGAGCCCAAGGUGGUUCGGGCAGACCCCCAAGGAAGGCGGAGGCACAGCUCUGAAACGUUCUCCUCUACCUCCUCCUCAAAUUCAACUCCAUCCGGAGGAGGACUUGGCCCCUCAUCCUCAGUCACACAUCCCACUCUGGUUAACCCCAUAGCCCCCAACGGAUCAUUCCUAACAGAGGGUCAGACUUCCAGAUGGGCCAGCUCAGCAUCCUUCGACAGCGUGUGGAUGUCUGUGGAGGGUCUCGGAGACUCGCCAGCUCACCAUGUUCAGACACGAGCCUUUGAAAUGGGCAUGGCCUCUGGGACCUCGGUGUCUGCCUCUUCUUCAGGGGCUGGAGCCAGCAGAAUGUGCAGGAACAUGUCCAUAGGUUACCAGAACGGUCUCAACUACAUCGCCUUAGAGCUGAAGGAGGAUGGGAGUAACACAGGAGCCAUGAUGUCAGGAGCUGGUAGCGACAACGGAGGUUCAGUGACAACGGGGACGGUUCCUCUGCCAGAGAAUGGAGCCUAUGCCAGUAUAGACUUCAGCAAAUCUGAUGGAGUCACCACGACAACAAAGGACUGAGCAGCAGGAUGACAGAGGUUCCUCACCUUCCUCCUCUUGGGACACUUGACUCUACCUGCGACCUUUGGCCUCCCCCCACAUUGGUGACCUCUGACCUUCACUCAGACUGAGAAGCCGCUCCCUUCUAGACACAGAAAACAUCAUCACUACAGAUGACAAAAAAUGCUUGCAGUUUUUUUUAAGUGUAUUUCAUCUUUUAUUUUCCUCGUGUUUUUUAUGCAUAUCUUGUCCUGCUUUUUUGUUUGUUUUAAUCAUUUCACCACCACCCCACCCCUGCCCCAUAUCGCUCACAAUUGAUGCUGCCACCAGUGUGUGCUGCUUUCCCCUCUCUUCUUAAACAGGCUUAUUUAACAGGCAGUGAACUUUGACUGAGGGGAGAUAGAUGUGCUUCUGCUUCUCUGUACAGUAUUAAAAAGGGAGGCUGGAACACUAAAGGCAUUACAGUACACACUUGGAAAUGUUUAUGUUGCAUUGAACUUAAACUAUUUUUUUUUUUUUAUCCCAUGCAUAAUCCAUCCUUGACACAGUACCGUACAGUUAUUACAUUGUGGUCAAAUCUGUAUAUUUUUUUGAAGGCAUCGCCCCUUAAAUGGUACAAGCUCAUGGCUGGAUCCAUUUUAGCUUCAGAGUGGAGUUGCAAAAGUAUGGCGCUCACUGAACCCAUUUUGCCGCGUCAGGUACAACACAGAACCAGCAUCUGUAAGAACACAAUCAGAGUACAUUUUGCACAGCAUUCCCAAUUGGUGACACACAUUUCAAGGGUGCCAUUUUCUGAGCACCUCUCUGAAUUUGACUGGGUGUCAGAAGCUAUGGUACUGCGCCAGUAUGGGUCCAUCACAGUGCACUGCUGCAAUGGGAUAACCUUAAAGCAUUACUCACAUCAUAUUAUUUAUUUGUCACAAUAGGUACACAUGUUCACGCACUUUUUUUUCUGAUGGUACUGAGCAGAGCAGGAAAAUAAUGCCGGCUAUAAAUCAAAUGCUGGAUGAUUCUGUCUGUUAUAAGUCUGAAUGGUUUUGCUGAUCACUAUAACAUGUUUAAAAAAAAAAAAAAAAAAAAAAAAAAAGAAGCUCAGAGGAGUUUGGAAAGUCAGCUGCUGCAGCCAGCAAAUGGAGAAUGCCCCGCCCUGUUUCUCACUCUCCAACUAAAGCAGGUGUUUAGUUGUUGGUUUUUUUAAUUUUAUUUUUACGAUCUCUGUUUUUACCUCAUAUGGUCCGUAGAACAGUUCAGGUUAGCGAGGGAGAGUGGCGCCAACACAAACACAGACAUACGCACCCACGACUCUGCAAAAGAUAAAAGCACAAAGUACAGACGCUCACACCAAGAUGCAAACAGAAGACGCACAAAAUCUCUGCAACUAAACUGUCUGUGCUUUGUAGAGACACAUGCAUGUAUGCACAUCAUGAGGACAAAUGUAACGGUCAUGCGGCUUCACCUGUACUUGCUUUCACACAUGCUGAAGUCAUGCAGCCCUAUUUAGGUUGGGGUAACUCCACUGUGCCCCCGUUUCAGCUCUUUGUCAGCAGCUCUUGAUGACGUGCGGGAUUUUUUCACACACAUAUGUAUGCUGGGUUGUUCGUCAGCAGCUCUGGGUGACGUAAAGAGGUUUCCAGUAACCUGAGCUUCAGCCCCAGGUGCAGCGCGCUGGGCAUACUUGCCCUGUUACAACCUCACGCACACACACACACACACACACACACGCAUAUUAGGACACCCACAUCAAUCACAGUGUGAGCCGGUGCCUGGUUGCCUCUCUCUCACACUUUCACACACUGAUACACCCAUAUUUAGCAUUUCUAGUCACGCUACUCUCCCAUGACUAUUACCCCUUCAACUGUUUUCACACAGCAAAAUGUGGCAGACUGACCACUAACGUAGCCCGCACAAUUUCAGUGUUUUGUAUUCUCAUUUAAUGCCAUCAUCCUGUCUCAGUAUUUUUUAUUUUUUUAAUUCGGCCCUCUCUUUUUUUGUUGGUUUUAAUUUGUUUGGACGGAUGAAGGCCUGUCACUCUCACAGUGCUUUUGUGGAAGAGGCAUCAUUGUCAUCCUUUCAGAAUCCCACACAGCAGGGAUGCUGCGCUGGCAGAGAGGAAGGGAGGGAUGGAUGGGCAGAGGGAUGAAGAGGUGGGGUCUUGAAAUCAUUGUUAAAUGAUGAUGGGAUUGCUGGGUUAAAGAGCUGAUUGGAUAGGGUUUUAUCACACUGAGAGAUGCGAGUUGACUGCAAGAAUUUGUCUUAAAAUUUUGCAAUUCAUGAACUCCCCCGAUGCAGUGAACUACAAAUAUCUGGUUCUUCACUUCCACUGAAAUAGGUUUAUUGCUUUUGGGCAAUUUAUUUGGAAAACUGGCAUUAAAAUCAGAUUAGACUAGAUCGCUGUGCUACAAGUGAUACAAAUUGUAUAGGACAAAGUUUAAGGCUUCAGCAGUUAGAUACUUGUCAACUAUUAAAUUAAGGCACAACUAUUCUUAUAAUAGAUUAAUUGAUUUGAGUAAUUGAGUAGAAUUUUGGAUAAUUUGCAGUUUCUCUCCUCCUCUGACAGUAAUUGGAGCAUUUUUUGUUCUUUUGACCAAACUGGACAAUUCUAGACAACAUCAAAGACUUUGGGAAACUCAGCCUUUUUCAAUCACAUAGACAGUUUCUAAAUUUGUAAUAAAAUAAUUGACUGGUUAAUUUGCCAAUGAAAAUGGCUAUCAAAGUCUGAAUACAUGGUUUUGUUGAAUAUUUACAAGGGAGGAAAAGGCAUUUGAUUAGCUGAUACUUUCUCAGAUCUUUUUUUUUCUUUCUGUUUUGCUCUUGGGGUUAGAUUGAGUAAUUGUGUCAUGCAGUUGUGUUGUUUGCUGUAGCAUGUGAUAGAGCGAUCCAAGAGAUGAUUUUGGUACCACAGAUCCAUUUACAUCCAAAACAAGGUUACAGAGUUUGUUUUAAUACGGCUUAAAUUAACAGAUGGGUGGAGUUUACUGCACAGGGACCAUCCAAUGUCUGACAAAGACAGACAGAUUUACCUUUCUAGACAUCCUCCUCGCCUUUGUCUGCCUGUCGGUCUCACAUCCUUCUUCAGUAAGGACAGCUGAAAAAGACAAAAACAAGGUGUUUUAAAGUGAGAUAGAGGGGUUUUUUUGGUGUGUGGCUUAAAAUGUGGAGGUUCAAAGUUUGAAUGUGGGUACAGAAAUAGGAGAAAGUGUAACAGGAGAAAGCCCCCUUUUACCCCCUUAUCGCCCUCUGGAGGGGCAGGACACUAAGCUAACCUCCCUUCCUCAGCAGAUCCAUGUUUUAAACUCCUGUGAUGUGUGUUAUAUGUACACGAUGAAUAAUUUGAGAUCCCGCCCCCCUUUAACGAACAAAGAGUCAAAUAUAAUGAGAAUAUUUAAGCUGCAGCUCGAGAUGACUUUAGUUUCCUGUGUUUGGAAGAUGUUUUUGUGUACUUAACAUGCUACGGCAAAUACGUUGCUUUGACGAUUUCUAAUGCUAUGACAA